AUGAGGUCAUCAUCGAUGAGAUCGGAGAAUUCAGCGCCAGCAGCCGCCGCCGCUCCGCCGCCCAAUUCUGCGAAAGAUAUGAGUUUGGGCCAAAGUAAUGUAUUUAAAUUGCUAGCUCGGAGGGAGUUAUCCCCUCAAACAAAGAAAACUCCAAAAAGAUUUUGGGUAAAGGUGACCGGUGACCAAGUUGAUUCCUGUUGCUUAAAAAGUGAAAUAGCUAAAGAUGCUAGACAAGAACUUCGAUCGUGGGCUGAAGCCGAGUCAUUACUGCACUUAUCAGCUAAGUAUUGUCCCUUACAGCCUCCACCGAGGUCUACAAUUGCAGCAGCUUUUAGUCCUGAUGGAAAGACACUUGCUUCAACCCAUGGGGACCACACGGUGAAGAUAAUUGAUUGUCAAACGGGAACAUGUUUAAAGGUGUUGACUGGUCAUCGCAGGACGCCUUGGGUGGUUAGGUUCCAUCCUCUUUAUCCUGAAGUUGUGGCAAGCGGAAGCUUAGACCAUGAAGUUCGUCUGUGGGAUGCAAAGACUGCAGCUUGUAUUGGAUCACGGGAUUUUUAUCGUCCAAUUGCUUCAAUCGCUUUCCACGCCCAAGGGGAAUUUCUGGCGGUAGCUUCAGGCCACAAGCUCUAUAUAUGGUACUACAGCAGGAGAGGGGAAGCUUCGUCACCAAUGAUUAUUCUGAGAACACGACGCUCCCUUCGUGCAGUGCAUUUCCACCCGCAUGGUGCGCCAUUACUUCUAACUGCUGAGGUUAAUGAUCUCAACUCGUCGGACCCCACAAUGACGAUCGCGACCUGCGCGGGUUACUCACGCUACCCCCCUCCCACCAUAUACGUCGCAGACCCCAACCCUCCAUAUCAUUCAAACUCAGGAAAUGAGUCGCCGUUUGUUUCCAUGCCUUUUCUAAUAUUCCCUUCAGUCGGUCGAGGUGAGUCGGGUCCCACCUCCCAACAGCAGGAUAUCCAGCCGCAGAGAGCUGAUUCCUCAACCUCCGUUCGGCUCCUCACAUACUCAACUCCUUCUGGACAGUACGAACUCGUUCUAUCCCCAAUCCAAUCUCCCGCUCGAGAAGAACCUCAAAAUAAUAUCAAUAAUGAUGAUAGCAAUAACAAUACCAAUAAUAGUUCUUUACAUAGAGAAACAGAUAAUUCUUCGACCUAUCAGCCUUCUGCGAAUGUCUCCACGGAGAUAGAUAGGCAAGCCGAGGAAGCAGCCAAUCAGUUCUUUCCAUUCGGUGACCCCACGCAUUGGGAGCUCCCAUUUUUGCAAGGAUGGCUUAUUGGUCAGAGCCAGGUGGGCCAACAGGCAGCUGAGGACCUAUCUUCUUAUGGUGCUGUGGGCGGCCCAUCUCCAGUGCUUCCGCCGGAAGUUCCUCAUGGAAGUUCUAUUCCAGGAGUUUCCGGAAGAUCAGGUUUGCGUCAGCGGAUUUCACAGUCUCACACCAGGCUGGCGGCUACAACUGGUGGCAAUCCUGGCAGUGCAGCGGCCUUUGGCAGUAUUCCGGUUGAGCAGGGUAGUGCUCGGGCUUUCGUAGGUCCGGCCCAGCCUGAGGCAGCCGCUGAGUUGCCUUGCACCGUGAAGCUUAGGAUAUGGUCUCACGAUGUGAAGAACCCUUGUGUUGCUCUUGACGCGGACAAGUGUCGCUUGACAAUCCCCCAUGUAGUACUCUGUAGUGAAAUGGGUGCUCAUUUUUCACCUUGCGGGAGGUUUUUAGCUGCUUGUGUGGCGUGUAUUCAGAUUAACACCGAUACUGAUCCAGGUUUACAAGGCCAGGUUCAGCAUGAAUUUAUGGGGGCCUCAACUUCUCCAACUAGACAUCCUAUUGCAGUUCACCCAGUGAUAUAUGAGCUGAGAAUAUAUUCCCUUGAGGAAGCUACAUUUGGUUCUGUUCUAGCAUCGAGGGCUAUCAGAGCUGCUCAUUGCUUGACUUCAAUACAGUUCUCUCCUACCUCUGAACAUCUGUUAUUAGCCUAUGGUAGGCGCCAUAAUUCGCUUCUGAAAAGUGUUGUGAUUGAUGGAGAUACUACUGUAUCAAUAUACACAAUUCUGGAGAUCUAUAGAGUUUCUGAUAUGGAACUUGUGAGAGUUCUUCCCAGCGCAGAGGAUGAAGUUAACGUGGCUUCAUUCCAUCCUUCAGUUGGUGGUGGCUUUAUAUACGGAACCAAGGAGGGAAAACUAAGGAUUCUUCAGUGCGAUUCAUCCCAUGGCUUAAACAAUGACGGUUCUCGUGAUCUCGGUAACAACAUGCCUGAGGUUCAGAGGUAUGCCAGUGAAAGCUGA
Messenger RNA from Striga hermonthica, 2283 nucleotides. Lineage: Eukaryota; Viridiplantae; Streptophyta; Magnoliopsida; Lamiales; Orobanchaceae. The record is from the annotation of a GenBank genome assembly.